This is a messenger RNA of Trametes versicolor FP-101664 SS1, 1011 nucleotides long. RefSeq names its product transcription initiation factor IIE subunit beta. The record is from RefSeq and is a predicted model, not a curated record. Bases 25 to 897 code for a protein of 290 amino acids. Lineage: Eukaryota; Fungi; Basidiomycota; Agaricomycetes; Polyporales; Polyporaceae. Gene Ontology annotation, cellular component: transcription factor TFIIE complex. The transcript is spliced from 4 exons. Gene Ontology annotation, biological process: transcription initiation at RNA polymerase II promoter.
ACCUCGCUUCUCUCUCACACCACCAUGUCUGGCCUGGCUCGCGACGCUGCAGCGUUUAAAAGCGCACUUCACAAGCAAGAUUACACUUCCUGGCACUCUCAGCCACCGCCACCUCAGCUUGCGCAAACGACCGCGACGUCCGCAGGAGACGGCGAGCCCCCAAAGAAGAAGAAACGGCCAAAGUCCAAUGUGGUCUUCUCCCAGCCCGCCGAUACCGGCACCGGCACCAAUGUCAACACUCAGCUCGUCUAUCUUGUGAAUCACCUGAAGUCCAAUGGCAACCCCAUGCGACUUCAGGAUCUGGCUAUCAUCACCAACACGGCUGUUGACACGGACAAGGUUUUGUUGGAGAAGUUCAAGGGGCAUGACCGCGUCAUACAUGACCCCAAAACCGACUUGUACUCAUACCGGCACGACUUCAACGUGCGCAAUAAGGCCGCCCUUUUGACCGAAAUCCAGCGUCAAACACGCAAAGGUGGCGGACUGUCCGUGCGAACGCUCAAGGAGAGCUGGAAGGAGGCGCCACAGGCGAUCGAAGAUUUAGAGAAGGAUGGCGAGGUGUAUGUCACGAGAACGCUCAAAGACGGACAGAUGCGGAUGGUAUUCUGGAACGAGGUGAAGCCGACCCAAGAGCAGGGCGGCAUGGCCGUCGAGAAAGAGUUCCACGACCUGUGGCACGGGCUCACUGUCCCGAACGACGUCGACCUGCUCAAGGCGCUCGCGUCCGAGGGUCUCCAGGCGACUGCGUCUGCCGCGCCCGUGCUGAAAGGCGGCGCGAAGAAGAAGGGCAAGAAGUCUGCCCCUCGACAGCGGCAGGUCCGCAUCACGAACACCCAUCUCAAGGGUACGAUCGAUUUGUCGCGCGACUACGUCGCACCUGGUGGCGGGCAGAAGUAGGGGCAUAGCGACGAGUUGCAUCACCCAUGGACGAUAUCAGGCAUGUUUCUAUCAUAUGUACACUAGACUAAUACCCGCAUACAUGCAAUGAAGAACGAGCAGCAUUGCUUUGAC